Messenger RNA from Nicotiana tabacum (common tobacco), 1406 nucleotides. RefSeq lists its product as uncharacterized. The record is from RefSeq and is a predicted model, not a curated record. Lineage: Eukaryota; Viridiplantae; Streptophyta; Magnoliopsida; Solanales; Solanaceae.
CCCCAAAGUGAAAGGGAUUAAUUUUGGAAUCUUAAACCCUCCUUCGCCUAUAUUAUACUAUUAUUAUGUGUAUAUUGUUGGGUUGAUUUCAUAUACUUAGAGAUGCAGAUUGUUCGGCGACUCUCUAUAAAUCUCUCCAAAAGAGUUGUUGAUGGUGCUUCAAAUUCAGUUCGUGGGAAAUCAUUUGCUGCUUCCACUGUUCCGUCUGAUUUAGCGGCAGUUAAAAGGCAACGCAAAAGGGUAUCAAAGGAUGAAAGGAAAGCAAUGGUGGAAGCUUUUGUUAACAAAUAUAAAGCCAUGAAUAGUGGAAAGUUUCCACCUACUAAGGAGGCAAUGAAAGAAGUUGGUGGCUCGUAUUACACUAUCAGGAAGCUUGUACAAGAACUGCUGUACAAUUCUAAAAUGCCAGUUGAACAUAAAGUCACUGUGGUUAAAGAAGCUUCCGCGGGAGAAGCUGCAACUAGGAAGGACAAAUUACUGACCAAAGUUGAAGAGACUUUAAGCAGUGCAACAGCUCUCAAACAUGGAGAAUGUGAAGAUGGUCAGUUAACAAAUGGGAUUUUAUUGGAAAAAGAAUUCACUCAGAAUAGGAAGCCCUCACCUGAACUCAAAGAAAUCCUAAGUGAUAGACGAACAGUUGAUGUAAGCAUAUCUCAAGAAGCUCAACCAUUAACGAUAGGUGGGGAUAUUAAUAGCAACCAUGAGGCAGCGGCAAAGCCACAAACUCCAAUUGCAGUGGAGACUUCAAGAACUUCUGGAAGUGAUAAUAAAGAUGCUGCUGCACAAGUUCUUGAACCAGAGUUAGAAACCUUUUCACAUUCUGAGGAACUUGAGACUAACAUAAAACAGGUCUCCACUACGGAAACUUUCAGAUUUGAUGGCCUGAAGCAGAUGGAUGAGCAAAAACAUUCACCUGAAUUGGAAAAGCCCACAAGGGAAAUAUCCAAUGAGCAAAAAUCUGAGACACAAGCUGAAAGCAAAUCAUCCAUGUGGAAAAAUCUGAAGUCUCUUGCAGCUGGAAUCCUCAACAUGUGGAGGAAACAGUAAAUUAGUGCCCAGAGUUAGCUUCCAGAACAAGGUGUAGAUGGACAGAAAUUAAGUCUGACUUGAGAAAUCUUACUGUAUGUUAUGCAGCCAAAUCUAUACGAUGUAAUCAUUUAAUUUUUAGUAAAUGAUCAAUGGUGAGAGAAUCUGAUGAUGGGUUGUAGUCUUGAAAUAGUUGUUUUCCCUUUUCAAGGUAGGAGCCUCUUGGUAGGACAGAAUUGCUGUAGUAGGUGAGCGCAAAUGUUAUACUUACAUAGGUGAUGGUGUAAAACUAUCCUCAAUGAGGAGAUGCAUGCUCAUGUAAAUACUGAUAGCUUGUUUGGCCAAGCUUUUUCAAGACCAAAAGAAAGUGCUUUUGAGUA